Messenger RNA from Xenia sp. Carnegie-2017, 2481 nucleotides. RefSeq names its product spectrin beta chain, erythrocytic-like. The transcript has 18 exons. Bases 705 to 2291 code for a protein of 528 amino acids. Gene Ontology annotation, biological process: synaptic signaling. Gene Ontology annotation, cellular component: plasma membrane. The record is from RefSeq and is a predicted model, not a curated record. Gene Ontology annotation, molecular function: protein binding. Lineage: Eukaryota; Metazoa; Cnidaria; Anthozoa; Malacalcyonacea; Xeniidae.
AGGAAGUUUUGUUUCUUUGAUAAUAAAAUUGUUUAUAACAGGACGUUGUGAUGUUAAAUGCUCUAAGUUCCACUUAGAGAGAAUCGUCUGUUUUAGAGAGUUAUAUAGUUCUAAGAAUUUAUAGUGAAGUGAGUUUACUUCAAAAGUGUGAGUAAGGCCAUGGGCCCAAUCGCAAAAAUUCGUCCAGAAAUAACAUCGGCAUGCGUCCACUGAGGAACCAGCUGAAUUUUAACAGGGCAAUCUGGAAGAUAAACAAAAGACUUUGAGAGACGUUAACGUUUAAGAUGUUCUGUUACUGUCUUCAUUGAAAUAAAUUAUUCUAAUUUAUUAAAGCAUGCUCAUAUAGUUUUGGCGACAGCAAUGGGCAUGUUUGACUUUUCUGGAGUAAUGUAAUCAUUAUGAUAGUACUCCAUAUCUAAAUAGAUAGAACUGUAUUUUGUUGAGCUAUUACUACCUGGAGUGAUGUUAUCACCAUUACCGUUAAAGAACAAUUAAAGACGGCAACCUAAAAUGUUGUAGUACGGUAUGCCGAUCAAGUUGCCUUGUAUAAAAACACCAAUCUUAUUAGCAAACAAAGAUGUUUUAAAAAUUUGCAAGACUAUUGAGUUAGCGAGGAAAUUUUGUUCAUCUUUUAACGAGUUGUUAAAAACAAGACGUAGGGAUGUUGAAUGCAGGUGUUGCUCUAACUUUCAAACUACUGUAACAUGGCUGAGAUAAAUCAAGAUAUGGAGAUUCGUAUUUACACUAAAUGGAUAAAUUCAAAGCUUGGAAAGGAGCAUACUCCGGUAAAGAAUUUAAUCGAAGACUUGCAAGAUGGUCUUGUUUUGAUUUCACUCCUCGAAGUAUUGUUAAACAAAAAAAUUAAUUCAGACGUACCAAAAUCAGAGAUCGAUAAACGCUUAAAUAUCCAAAAAGUUCUGGAAUUGUUAGAAAAAAAAGGGUUAAAAUUACCAACAAUAAAUACCCAACAUAUUGUUAAUGGUAACAAUAGCCAAAUUCUAGCCCUGGUCUGGGAGAUUAUAUUGCACUUUCAGAUUUGUGGAGUUGUACCGGAUGAACAAGGAAAAACCACAAAACCUAAAAAUACGUUUUUGGCAUCAAAAUCUCGUUUGAGUCAGGUCAAGGUUGAAGAACGUUUGAAGAAAUGGAUGCAGAAUGUGCUUCAAGGUGAGUCGGAAUUCAUAACGGUUGAUGAUCUUGAAAGGAGCUGGUAUGAUGGUUGGGCAUUUGUGUAUCUUCUAUACGUUUUUCGUCCAAGUUCUGUUGACAUAAACAAAGCAAAGGAAAUGUCUGUUGAAGAGAGACUGGAGUACUUGUUUCAUGUCGCAGAGAAAAAAUUCGGUGUUCCUAGCUUGCUGGAUCCUUUAGAUGUUGAAGAAGGCAAUGUUGAUAAAGAACGAAUGUUGAUAUAUUUUUCUUCAUUAUACGAAGUCUUGAGAAAUAUUAAAAUAAUAAAGAUGAAUGAAGAUAUAGAGAUUUGUAUUUACACUAAAUGGAUAAAUUCAAAGCUUGGAAAGGAGCAUAUUCCGGUAAAGAAUUUAAUCGAAGACUUGCAAGAUGGUCUUGUUUUGAUUUCACUCCUCGAAGUAUUGUUAAACAAAAAAAUUAAUGCAGAAGAACCAAAAUUAAAAAUCCAUAAACUCGAAAAUGUCAAAAAGGUUCUGGAGUUGUUAAAAGAAAACGGGUUGCCCCUUACGAUGAAAAAUGAAGAAAUUGUUGAAGGAAACGAUACGCAAAUUUUAGCUCUAUUAUGGGAGAUUAUAUUGCACUUUCAGAUUUAUAGUGUUGUGCAAGAUGAACCAAGCACAGCUAUGAAACUUAAAGAUACAUCAUCAAAAACAAAACCUCUUUUAAGUCAGGUUGAACAACAUUUAAUAAAAUGGAUGCAGAAUGUUCUUCAAGGAAUGUCUGACUUCAUCAUGGUUGAUGAUCUUGAAAGCAGCUGGCAAGAUGGUUUAGCAUUUGUUUUUCUUCUAUAUGUUUUUCGUCCAUCGUCUGUUGACUUACGCAAAGCACUAAAAAUGUCCGCUCAGGAGAAGCUGAUGUACUCAUUUAGUGUGGCAGAGGAGGAAUUUGGGGUUCCUUGCUUGUUGGAUCCUUUAGAUGUUAAAGAAGGCGAAGUUGAUAAAGAAGGAAUGCUGAUAUAUUUUUCUUCAUUAUACGAAGUCUUGAGAAAUCAUGAAGUAAAAAUAAGGUCCAAUAAUGAAAAGACAAGCCAUCUUCUGUAUUUAAGUGCUGCCGUCGUUUGUUUUAUUGUUUUCGUUUGUGUCAAUGCUAAAGUGUCUAAGUAGCACACAAAGCCCUUGUAUUGUUAAAUUCCAUAAAACGAAAAGAAAGACAGUUUACUUUCAAAUUUGAAUGUUGAAUUUGAAAAGGAAGACAGUAUAUUUUGAAAGUUGAAAGGUGUAAAUCUCAACAAUCAAAGAAUUUUAUUUGCUUUUAUUAAAGAGUUUAAGAUCUAAUUAAAAUGUACUCAUGUUU